This is a messenger RNA of Gorilla gorilla gorilla (western lowland gorilla), 2861 nucleotides long. RefSeq names its product eukaryotic translation initiation factor 4E binding protein 2 (gene EIF4EBP2). The record is from RefSeq and is a predicted model, not a curated record. The transcript is spliced from 3 exons. Gene Ontology annotation, cellular component: cytoplasm. NCBI's taxonomy places the organism in Eukaryota, Metazoa, Chordata, Mammalia, Primates, Hominidae. Gene Ontology annotation, molecular function: eukaryotic initiation factor 4E binding. Bases 332 to 694 code for a protein of 120 amino acids. Gene Ontology annotation, biological process: negative regulation of translational initiation.
CUCGCCCCGCCCUGCGGCGACGUCACGUCCGGCCGACCAGCUUCCCCAACUCCCUCUGGCUCCCGCCUUCGCCCGCUUCCGGUCGUCGUCGUCGCCGCUGCUGCCGCUGCUGUUGCUCCUGAGGCUGCUGGCUGAGGCCGGAGGAUCGAGCGGCGGCGGCGGCGGCGGCUGAGAGGGCGGCGGCGGGAGCAGAGCGGGACGACGGAACGGGAGGAAGCGAGCGAGGAGCGCGCAGAGCGCGCUUUUCCGUCCGCCUGAGGAGCCGAAGCAGCCCCGGCCCCGCCGCCGCCGCCUGCCCGCCGGACAAAGCCGAGAGCCCGCGCCCACAGCCAUGUCCUCGUCAGCCGGCAGCGGCCACCAGCCCAGCCAGAGCCGCGCCAUCCCCACCCGCACCGUGGCCAUCAGCGACGCCGCGCAGCUACCUCAUGACUAUUGCACCACGCCCGGGGGGACGCUCUUCUCCACCACACCGGGAGGAACUCGAAUCAUUUAUGACAGAAAGUUUCUGUUGGAUCGUCGCAAUUCUCCCAUGGCUCAGACCCCACCCUGCCAUCUGCCCAAUAUCCCAGGAGUCACUAGCCCUGGCACCUUAAUUGAAGACUCCAAAGUAGAAGUAAACAAUUUGAACAACUUGAACAAUCACGACAGGAAACAUGCAGUUGGGGAUGAUGCUCAGUUCGAGAUGGACAUCUGACUCUCCUGCAAGGAUUAGAAGAAAAGCAGCAACACUGAUACUUGUGUGCACCUGAUUUGGCCAAUAGGAUCAACAGUGAAAAGACAGAAGAGGCAAUACCAGCAGUCCCCAUUACAGUCUCCACCUCCCCAUCUUCCUCUGGGUGCCAAAUGAUGGGAAGAUGAGCUUCAUCUGACCAUUUCUUCUCCCUGUCUCCUGUUCCCCUUCCCAGUUAAACAGGUUAGAUUGAAGGCCCUUGCUGUAUUUCUGUAGAGCUAAGCAGCCCUUAGAGGAAAACAGUUCAACUCUGACUUUCCUAGUUGUUGUUUUAUUGAGAGCCACCCUCAUACCCUGUAAUUUUGUCCCAAAUCAAAUAUCAACCUACCAACAACUGCCUGGCUGGGAAGUCUGGGGAAGGGAUACAGAGCUUGGUGGGCCUAACACCAUUCAUAUUCCUUACCCUCUGUCUCUCCUCCCUGUAUCCCACCUAUGGUUCAGUGUUGCAAGAGUCUGGGCUUGGGGUCUUUAAAACCAGCAGGGGGAAAUGAUAAAAAGAGAGCUGCUUUCCGUUUUACCUUGAGGUAUUCGUCCCUCGGGACAGAGCACAGCUUGUGCAACUCUGGUAGCAUUACCCUGUGACACUGUUUUGAGGUCCACUUCCUUUCUUUCCUCUGGGAGGAAUGUCUUCUGUCUUUGGUAUUAUAGUUCAUCUUCCCAUUCUUUUACUUAGUGCGUUUGUGCAGAUAUUUUUAACUCUGUACAUCAGAAGAGAGCCCUUGGUAGCCAGUUUUGCUCUUCUUCUGCCACUCCUCCCUACUUGCAUCUUGUUGCUGGCAGAGUCCUCUUGUACUUCAAGAAAGCAAAGUGAUUUUGUCUGCUCCUAGAGCAGGUCCAUACCAAGUAAUAGAGGCACUUUAGCUUCCACUUGGUGGGUAAGGCCUGAUCAUAGUAUUCUGUCAGAUAAUGCCUAAGAAUGACCGCUGAAGAACGUUGACCCAUUUGAGUACCCGGUCUCAGUCGUCAUUUUUAAGUCCAGUGAGCAUUGUGGUAGUUGUUCUUAGAUUGCAGUUUCUUAUGUUUUGAGUUUGAAGUUGAUUUUCAGAAUGUUCUUAGAAAAGAACUGCAUUUUUUUCCUUUGUGGAUCUGCUUUGUUUGGCUGCUGGGAUAGAUAAGCAUGGGCUUAAAAAAUGUGUUCCUCCCAGUUUUCUUGCCUUUCCUGUUGUACUCUGAAUUUCUCUCCCUACCUCCCUCACUUUCUUCCUCUCUCCUUCCUUUCCUUCCUUUUUCUCUACCAGGCCAUUUUUCAAAUUUACAUCAAAGAUACCUGAAGUGUUGGUAUCUGAAAAUAUCUGUCACUCCUCUUAUCUGAGAAGUGACCUUUUAUUUUUAAGAUGACUACAGACCUAUUUUUAGAUAUGUUUUCAGUACAAUUUUGAACAGCAACUUUUUAAUUAAACAUCUUCCAGUGUUAGGAAGUUGAGAAAUGUUCAUAGGCGAGUCUGCUGUUCUAUGUCACCAUCUUUUGUCUCCCCUAGUCCCCCAGGAGCUCUUUCCUUUCCCCUCUAGUUUUGGGUGUGCAUGUUUGGAGUUUGUAGUGGGUGGUUUGUAAAACUGGACCAUUCUGCCUUGCUAUGGGUUGUUCAAGAAAGCCUCAUUCUUUUCUGUGACCCUUUCGCUUUUGCAUUCACCCUCCUUCCCACCUACCUGUCCUGGGGCUGUUGAGCAGCAUAAUAAUCCCGGGAGAAUGAUUCCCCUCAUAGAAAGACAAAAGCAUCCAUCCCCUCAUAGUUAAGUAGCCACUGGUGUCCUGGGAAUUUCUGGUUGGAUUUGGUGCCCUGAACUUUUUUAUUAAGAAAUCAGAUCCCAGGGUGAGAGUAACAGGCCAUUUGGCCAAGAGAGAAACCUGUUUGUUUUUCUUUUGAACUAUGAAAAGACCCUGUUUGUGAAUAUAUUUUAGAAAGAGAGGAAGGAUGUCUGCAGAACUUUGUUCUGUUUUCUGCCACAAAAAUGUGAAUAGUUCAGAGUGAAAACCUUUUGUGAUGGUUGAUGUCUCAGGAAUAAGCUGGAUCUCCAAUGUUUUGGGGAUGCUUUGAGUCUCAAAAAAAAUUGCUAAUCAGAAAAGUAAUUUUUGUUUGUUUGUUUAAUGUAUCCCUGUUCUGUUUUUAAUUAAACUCCAAGUCUCAUUUUA